This is a messenger RNA of Episyrphus balteatus (marmalade hoverfly), 2706 nucleotides long. RefSeq names its product proline-rich protein 36-like. The transcript is spliced from 2 exons. The record is from RefSeq and is a predicted model, not a curated record. The coding region runs from base 1 to 2706 and encodes 901 amino acids. NCBI's taxonomy places the organism in Eukaryota, Metazoa, Arthropoda, Insecta, Diptera, Syrphidae.
AUGGAUUUGAGCUCAGCACUCCAAGUCCAAGGAAAAAAAUUCCUCAUUGCCGCUUUAGUCUUGUGCUUUGCACUUGUUGGGCAAAUACAAGGAGGUAGUCUUCGUGGAUAUUCACUUAUAACUCCCCAUAAAGAAUAUGGUGUUCCGGUGCUCGGUCCUGGUGGAACUCAGUAUCAAGAAAUCAAUCCAACUGCCAUUGAAUCAACAACUUCCAAGCCAUUUGUCAACGAUCUACCUUUCAUCAGUAAUCCUGUAAACUUUGAAUUGCCUGCAGAAAAGCCAACAAGUCACAUUGAGCCUGUGACAGAAAAACCAAAGCUUCCUUUGCUUCAACCAGGGCUUCCAUCUUUGCCAGCUGCACCAAUUGUUCCAUUGGUCAAUAUCGAACAGCCAAUUCAAUCUCAUAUUGAAUUGUCAGGUUCAUAUUUGCCACCAACUGCUUCUGUUGUCUCGCAGUCUUUUGAACAACUUUCUGCCAGCAACUUGCUCUCGAAACCAGAACUUCCACAUCUGGAACCAGGACUUCCAAGUUUGCCAGCAGCUCCUAUUGUUCCACUUGCUAUUGAAGAACCCAUCAAAGUUGACCAACCUUCUCAAGUCAGUGGUGAAGUAUCAAAUGCUUACUUGCCUCCAAAACCAGAGCUUCCAAAUUUACCAAUAGCUCCUGUUGGACAAAUUAACCAAGGAUUUUCAUACAUCAACUUACCUUCAGCUAUUGGAUUGGCACAUGUUCAACCAGCAGCUUCAUUGAUUCCACUUGCUAUUCCUCAACCAAUUCAGAUUUCGCAACAACUUUCCGGUGCCUUCUUGCCACCAUUACCACAGCUUUCUCUUCUUCAACCUGGACUACCAUCGUUGACAGAAGCUCCAAAAGUUCCACUAACUAUCGCCGCUGAACAACCCAAUCAAGCUGGUCAAAUAUCCAACACCUACUUGCCUCCCAAGCCAGAACUUCCUCUUCUUCAACCAGGACUUCCAGCUCUGCCAGAAGCUCCAAUAGUUCCACUUGCAGUUGAACAAUUAAUCCAAGGUGCUCAAGUUGAAGUACCCAACGCUUACUUGCCUCCCAAACCGGAACUCCCUCUUCUUCAACCUGGACUACCAGCUCUGCCAGAAGCUCCAAUAGUUCCACUCUCAGUUGAACAACCAAUCCAAGCUGCUCAAGUUGAAGUAUCCAACGCUUACUUGCCUCUAAAACCGGAACUUCCUCUUCUUCAACCAGGACUACCAGCUCUGCCAGAAGCUCCAAUAGUUCCACUCUCAGUUGAACAACCAAUCCAAGCUGCUCAAGUUGAAGUAUCCAACGCUUACUUGCCUCCAAAACCGGAACUUCCUCUUCUUCAACCAGGACUACCAGCUCUGCCAGAAGCUCCAAUAGUUCCACUCUCAGUUGAACAACCAAUCCAAGCUGCUCAAGUUGAAGUAUCCAACGCUUACUUGCCUCCAAAACCGGAACUUCCUCUUCUUCAACCAGGACUACCAGCUCUCCCAGAAGCCCCUAAAGUUCCACUAACUAUCGCAGUUGAAGAAUCCACUGAAUCUGCUCAAGCCGAAGUAUCCAACACCUAUUUGCCACCGAAAGCUGAACUUCCCCUUCUCCAACCUGGACUCCCAUCGUUACCAGAAGCACCAAAAAUUCCUCUCACUUUAAACAUUGAACAACCUAUUCAAGUUGAACUUUUUAAUAACUAUUUACCACCCAAACCUGAACUCCCUCUUCUUCAACCUGGACUACCAGCCCUGCCUGAAGCACCAAAAGUUCCACUUACUAUUGCCACUGAACAACCCAUCCAAUCCGAAUACCAACCACCAGUUCUACCAACAUCAGCUCCAACAGUUCAUGUAACCGAAUUUGUAUCCACUGGCUACUUGUUGCCGAAGCCAGAGCUUCCUCUUCUUCAACCAGGUCUUCCAGCCUUGCCAGCAGCUCCAUCUGUGCCCCAUAACAUUGAACAGUUUGCUACAAAUCUACCAGCUGUAGAAAUUCCAUCAAAGCCUUUACCAACUGAAAACAUCGACCUCCCAAAAAUUACUGAGAUUCCAGCUCUUCCGGUUAUUCCCGCAUCACCUCAAAUAAUUGAAGAAUCAAAGAUUGGUUAUCACUACAACAAACCUGCUACUUCAUUUAUUGAAACUGCCCAACUUGCCUUGGAGGAAAUUAAGAAAGAUCCAAUUCCCGAAGCACCGAUAUUUAUCAACAAACCUUUCUUACAGAAUCACAUCGUUUCACCAUCAAGUGAAAACAUUGAAAUUCCAAAACUUCCCGAGAUUCCAGCCCCUGUUAUUCCCGCAUCAGCUCAAAUCGUUGAAGAAUCAAAAAUUGGUUACACCUACAGCAAACCAGCUGCAGCAUUUAUUGAGGCUCCACGACUUGCAUUAGCUUCCCGAGAACCUAUAUUUAUCAACAGACCAAUCUCAUUAUCUAGCUCUAUUCAACCAGUUCAACAAAUUGCAGUUCAAUCUUCUAUUCCAGCUCAGCAGGUUUUAGUUCAACCAGCACACCAGGUUCAGCAAGUCUACGUUCAAAAUUCACUUCCAGCACAACAGAUUUUACUUCAACCUUCUUUCGCUGGAGCUCAGCAGGUUCAAGUUCAACCUUCCGUUCAAAUUGUCUCACAAACAAAUAAGGCUCCAGGUGUACCUUCCCUCGGAUACAUCUAUAACAGAAAUAACAACGCCGAAAUUUUAUUUCCAGUACGCAACUAA